Messenger RNA from Helianthus annuus (common sunflower), 1071 nucleotides. RefSeq lists its product as uncharacterized. Gene Ontology annotation, molecular function: protein binding. The record is from RefSeq and is a predicted model, not a curated record. Bases 1 to 1071 code for a protein of 356 amino acids. The transcript is spliced from 2 exons. Lineage: Eukaryota; Viridiplantae; Streptophyta; Magnoliopsida; Asterales; Asteraceae.
AUGAAAAGGGUUCCUGUGAAAUCAUUGAUUCAAUUCCGGUCUGUCUGCAAAGCAUGGAAGUCUCUAAUCGACAGCUCUGAUUUUAUCGCUGGUUAUAGCGGCCAGGUGCAACAUCUACUUCUAAGCUAUGAAAAUGCAGAUAAAUUCCCGAACAAAUAUUUUUCAGUUGUUGAUGAUGAUAAUUUCCCUCAACAGAGAGAUCCGCUCACUCUUCCUCUAUUGGUUAAAAUGCUUAAAUAUUUUUCAAUAAUCGGCAGCUCUCAUGGCUUAUUGUGCUUGUAUGGUUGGUUCUUCUCUCGAACAGACAUGUUUGUUCUUUGGAAUAUUUCAAUUAGAAAAGCUGUUGCUGUUGUUGAUCAUUAUGAACCUGAUGUGGGGGCUGGGAUAUACGUAUCCGUUAUGGGUUUUGGGGUUUGUCGUGAAACUAGUGUUCCUAAGAUUGUCAAGAUUACACAUUUUAAAAGCCGUAGACACACAGAAAGCUUAAGUGCCAUUUCUUGGCAGGUAGUUGUAAAUGGGUUUCUUAAUUGGCUUGCUACUGAUACGAUGGUUAAGACUGAUGGUAGAUUUGGAUCUUAUAAUCUGAUUGUUUCAUUUGAUAUGACAAGUGAGGAAUUUAGAGAAGUAAACCUCCCACAGAGUUUAGCACACCAGCCUCGUUAUAGUUAUAAGCUGUCGAUUUCUAAGCUUAUGGAAUCACUUGUUGUGCUUGAGCACGGUGUAGAGGCCAACAAUUCAAGUUUCCGUGUAUGGAUGAUGGAGGACGGGGUUCCAAAUUCGUUUACAAAGUUAUUCACUUUUAAUGUUAACACACCACAUGCAGCAGUACUGGGAUUUAAGAAGACUGGUGAACCUAUAAUGGAAAUUAUAGAUAAUGAUCAUCAUAGACAACUUGUUGUUUAUGAGCCAUGUUCAAAACGCAUCAAUAAUCAUAAUCUAGGUUUUGAUGCAGUAAACUUUUCAUUUUUUGUGUACCCCUACAUGGACACACUACUUCUGCUUGAUCAGCGAGAUUUACUUAUAUGCGUUUUACAGCAGAGAAAACAAAAGGCUUUGGAAACAUUCAAGUAG